CAAGUCGGUGGGACGUGGUUUGGCGGGACAGUGACUGCUGCGAGGACUCUCCUCUGCGGCACCAGCAUUAAUUUUUAAUUCAUUUUCAUAUAUAUUCUUGAUCAUGAUCAAUAGGCCAGUUGAUGUGGCCAAGCAAUUCUAUUUGGAUUUUCAGUGCCGACCAGUUGCGGUCCCACUAAAGUGGAAAUUUGAUUUAAUUUUUGGGGAUUUCAUGGAAAAUCUCUACUUAUUUCUAUUUCCACGUUACUUAGGCCAAUAGCCAGCGGAAAAUGGUCUACGUGAAUCUAAUAAUAGGCUUGGGCCUGGUGUCCGUUGCCGCUUUCGCCUAUUUCAAUUGGCAUAACGACCGCAGUUCGCCUUACUCCAGGUCGCCGAAUGGCAGGUGCACCUUUUGCCAGUAUGAACUGAGUGAUGACGACCGGCGCCGCAUGAGGUGUGGACAUGCCAUGCACAAUCUCUGCUACUUGGUGUUUCGCUAUUCCCAUAGAAAGUGCCUCGAGUGCGAUAAGGUGGUUAAUGUCAAUAUAGCCGGUGACUUGUGCACGAUUUGUUUAGAUCCCCUAAGUGUUUACACCAUGGUGUAUCUGCGCUGCAGCCACGCCUUGCAUGAGAAGUGCCUCCACCAGUACCAGGCUAAUGGUGGCCGCCACUGUCCGGUCUGCAGAAUGGGAAUUAAGGAGUAGGUAUCACCUAGUGAUCAUGCAGCCAGGCAAAGCCAUAUAUCAGCAUAAGCGUGCACUUAAUGCAAGGCUCAACGAAUUUUAUAUAUAACAUUAAGUCGAGAGCAAAGAAGUCUGAUUAAGAUUUUAGUUCUGAAACGAAUAAAAGUUAGAUUUCUUAAAAG
Messenger RNA from Drosophila melanogaster (fruit fly), 844 nucleotides. RefSeq lists its product as uncharacterized. The record is from RefSeq and is marked reviewed. NCBI's taxonomy places the organism in Eukaryota, Metazoa, Arthropoda, Insecta, Diptera, Drosophilidae. The coding region runs from base 270 to 683 and encodes 137 amino acids. The transcript is spliced from 2 exons.